Messenger RNA from Drosophila virilis, 1584 nucleotides. RefSeq names its product MAPK Phosphatase 4 (gene MKP-4). Gene Ontology annotation, biological process: protein dephosphorylation. The record is from RefSeq and is a predicted model, not a curated record. Gene Ontology annotation, molecular function: protein tyrosine/serine/threonine phosphatase activity. NCBI's taxonomy places the organism in Eukaryota, Metazoa, Arthropoda, Insecta, Diptera, Drosophilidae. Gene Ontology annotation, cellular component: nucleus.
ACGAUUGUGACGUCAUGCGCAAUGGCCGCAAGCAGAGCUGCGCACAAAUUGCCACCAUCUUGUGAUGGCCCUCGCAACGGGAUCAGGGCAGCAAGAAAUUGUGCGACAAGCAACAGCAAUGCCAUUUCAAUUCCUGCGGGCGCGACGUGUGAGCUGCUGCUAAGGCGAGCAGAGCAGCAAGUACAUCGAAUCUCUGCAACAGUUGCCAUGCAGCACUUCACAAUACGAAUUCAUACACUGCGCAAUUUGUGAGCACCGUGUUUGCAGUCCCGUUGAGCGCAACAGUUGUUGUUGUUGUUGUUGUUGUUAUUGUUGGCCUUGAACGUGCAGCAUGGAGCCCGUUGGCGCAGUAACGCGGGGCAAGCCGCAGGACUCGGGCACAUUGUCGCGCCAUGAUUUUGAUGGUGGUCCCGUUAGCAUUGAUGAAGUCGAAACGGGCCUAUUUCUGGGCAACGUGGCGGCAGCUACCCAUAUGGAAACGCUCAGAUCCUUCAAGAUAACGCACAUACUCACGCUGGACUCGGUGCCGUUGCCGCAGCAUAUUGUGGAGUCCAGCCUUCUGACCACCAAAUACGUGCAGAUUGCCGAUAUGCCGCGCGAGGAUAUACUGCAGCAUCUGGAGUCUUGCGUGGAGUUCAUAACCAAGGCGCUUGAGGAACAGAGCAAUGUGCUCGUGCACUGCUAUUUUGGCGUCAGUCGCAGCUCGUCGGCGGUGAUCGCGUACUUGAUGAAGCGUCAUGGGCUGGACUAUCAGCCGGCGUACGAGCUGGUGCUGGCCAAGCGUCGCUUUGUCCAGCCGAAUGCGGGCUUUGUGUCGCAGCUGAAGCUUUUCCGUCGCAUGGGCUACAAAAUUGAUCCCAACUAUCAGCGCUACAAGAUGCAUCGGCUGCGUCUUGCCGGCGAGCAGGUGCGCAAGGCCAAGAUAUUGCCGCAGAGCUUCCACGGCGUUGUGCGUCCCGAUCCGGAUAUCACCCGGGAGAAUCCCGAGCCCAUUGUCUUUCGUUGUCGUCGCUGUCGACGCGUGCUCGCCUCCAAGUCGCACGUGCUGGAGCAUCGACCGCGCAACAUGCCGCAUCUCCAGCGCGUCGAGCACAGGCAGUUGGCGAGUGCUCCGACCACCUCCGGCUCAGAGCCGCGUCUACUCGAUCAGCUGGCCGAGCGCAUACGCAAGGCCUCGCUGGGCUCGAACAGUCAGGAGCAUCCAGGACCUGUCGCCAGCUCAAGCAAUUACUGUCGCAGCCUGUUGUUUGUGGAACCCAUCGCCUGGAUGCACCGCGUCAUGCUCAAUACCCAGGGUCGACUCUAUUGUCCCAGAUGCGAGCAGAAGAUCGGCAACUUCAGCUGGGUGAAUGCCUGCCAGUGUCCGUGCGGCGAGACAAUGACGCCCGCAUUUUAUUUGAUACCUUCCAAAGUGGAGCUCUCCAAGGCCGUGCAGAACGUGCAGACAACUGUCUAAAAGUCGCACUCCACACAGAUAUAUAUAUAUAAAAAGAUAUAUGUCUAUAUAUAUAUAUAUCUGUAUAGACCUAUAUAUAUGUAACAGAUCCUAUGUUAUGGUUAGCCAAUGAAAUUCGCUGAUGCUGA